This is a messenger RNA of Parasteatoda tepidariorum (common house spider), 882 nucleotides long. Its product is annotated as glutathione S-transferase class-mu 26 kDa isozyme 47. The record is from RefSeq and is a predicted model, not a curated record. Gene Ontology annotation, biological process: glutathione metabolic process. Gene Ontology annotation, molecular function: glutathione transferase activity. NCBI's taxonomy places the organism in Eukaryota, Metazoa, Arthropoda, Arachnida, Araneae, Theridiidae.
CGCCCUUAAAAUAAUUCUGUAGAUUUCCCAUUUGACUGACAAAGCUCGAUUUCAAAAGAUUCAUCAUGGUUAAGCCUGUGUUUGGUUAUUGGAAAUAUCGUGGUCUUUGUGAACCUAUAAGAUAUUUAUUGUACUAUAAAAAUGUUGAUUUUGAAGAUUUUAGAAUUCCUCGAGACGGAACUACUUGGGAAGGAAUAAAAUAUAAUCUUGGUCUGGAUUUCCCAAAUUUGCCAUACUAUAUUGAUGAGAACGUAAAACUCACCCAAAGUACCACAAUUUUGAGAUAUCUCGCCACGAAGUAUGAUUUGGCUGGUAAAACUGAAGAAGAAAAACUACGUGUUUCUUUGGCUGAACAGCAGAUUAUAGACUUUCGCCAAAAAUUUUUCAAUUUUGUGAUUGACCCAAAUUAUGAGAAUAUAAAAGAGCAGUAUUUAAAGAAGACUAAGGAGGACUUGAAUAUGAUUGCGGAUUUUCUUGGGGAUCGAAAGUACCUCGCUGGAGAAGAAUUAACUUAUGUUGACUUUAUUGCUUUUGAUAUAUUUGAUUCUCAUAUUUUGUUUCAAAAGACAAUUCUUGAUAGAAUAUCACCCCUUAAAGUGUUUCAAGAAACAAUUGAGAAUCUUCCUGAAGUCAAAAAGUACCGAAAUUCAUCAACUUUCUGCAAAUGGCCAAUAGUUGGUCCUUAUAAUGCAUGGGGAGGAGCAGGUGAAAUGCCUCAGUAGAUGAAAUCCGUGCUUAUUAUGAUUCAAUUUUAUAUUAUAUAUUAACUGCUAUUUCGCUUACGUAAAUCUUAAUUCUGCUUUGUUCUAAAGUAAACGUAUUUGCUGUCGUUAUUUGUCAGUAAAGCAGUUUAUUAUUGAAUUAAAUAAUUCAAGCAAUGUG